Messenger RNA from Oncorhynchus masou masou (cherry salmon), 975 nucleotides. Its product is annotated as intraflagellar transport protein 70A-like. The coding region runs from base 1 to 960 and encodes 319 amino acids. The record is from RefSeq and is a predicted model, not a curated record. Gene Ontology annotation, cellular component: axonemal microtubule; intraciliary transport particle B. Gene Ontology annotation, biological process: intraciliary transport. Gene Ontology annotation, molecular function: intraciliary transport particle B binding; protein binding. Lineage: Eukaryota; Metazoa; Chordata; Actinopteri; Salmoniformes; Salmonidae. The transcript is spliced from 11 exons.
AUGAUCAAACUGCAGGCAUCCAUCAAAUACGGAGAAGAGGAGUACUCUGGAGCAAAGACACUGGUAGAGCAGCUUCCCCAGGACGACCCAGACUAUGACGUGGACAUGGGCUGUCUACUCUACAAGGAGGGGGAGUACGAGGAGGCUUGCAAGAAGUUCAUGUCUGCCAUGCAGGUGCUGGGCUACCAACCAGAACUGUCCUACAACAUAGGUCUGUGCUACUACAGUAUGAAACAGUAUGGUCAGGCCCUCAAGUUCAUCGGAGAGAUCAUCGAGAGAGGGAUCAGGGAACAUCCAGAGCUGAGCGUUGGCAUGACGACAGAGGGCAUUGACGUGAGGAGUGUUGGGAACACCCUGAUCCUACAUGAGACCGCCCUCAUAGAAGGCUUCAACCUCAAGGCUGCUAUAGAAUACCAGCUCAAAAACUGCGAUGCAGCUCAGGAGGCCUUGACUGACAUGCCUCCCAGAUCAGAGGAGGAGCUGGACCCAGUGACGCUCCACAACCAGGCCCUGAUGAACAUGGAUAAGAAGCCAUCGGAGGGUUUUGAGAAACUGGCCUUCCUCCUGCAGCAGAUCCCCUUCCCCCCGGUCACCUUCGGAAACCUGCUGCUGCUCUACUGCAAAUAUGAGUAUUUUGAUCUGGCUGCUGAUGUGAUGGCAGAGAAUGCACACCUCACCUACAAGUUCCUCACCCCGUAUCUGUAUGAGUUUCUGGACGCCAUGUUGACCUGCCAGACAGCUCCAGAGGAGGCCUUCAGGAAGUUUGAUGAGAUGAACGCCAAGUUGACAGAUCAACUACGCAAGCUGACCAAACAGAUACAGGAAGCCAGGCUAGCCCGGGAUAACGAAGCCUUGAAGAAAACCCUCCAGGACUACGAUGAUAUGGUGGAGAAGUACAUCCCAGUGCUGAUGGCCCAGGCUAAGAUCUACUGGUAUAUAACUGUUUACAUUUACAUUUAAGUCAUUUAGCAGACG